Durio zibethinus is the source of this 780-nucleotide messenger RNA. RefSeq names its product homoserine O-acetyltransferase. Lineage: Eukaryota; Viridiplantae; Streptophyta; Magnoliopsida; Malvales; Malvaceae. The record is from RefSeq and is a predicted model, not a curated record.
GGAAAAAAGAAAGGCAAGGGAAGGAGAGCAAGUCAAUUGUGACCUAUCCUUUACGGCUUCCGCCACAUCCAAGUGCCGUUAAACUAAAGGGAAAAAGAAUAAAAAAUGGCAGCUUCAGCCGUGGCAAGCGGUCUCUGUUGCUCCACGCUAAAUCUCAGCCGACUAAAUACCACUUCAAAGCUCAAGGGCUCCGUAAAGUUUCUCAUCGACGCCAACAAGCGCUCCUCAACUACCUUGUUUCAACGCUCAUUUCUCAUUCGCGCUGUUGACUCCCAAACAGAAGAAGAAAAUCCAAGCUUGGAUGAAUCCAACGCUGCUUUCAUCUCUCAGCAAGAUUGGAAUUAUCUUUGGCAAUUAGGAGCUGGUUCUGCUGUUGGUGCAGCUAUAAUAAAGUAUGGAAGCAUCCUUUUUCCUGAGAUCACCAGACCAAACAUCUUUCAGGCUUUGGUCAUGAUAUCAACACCAGUUAUUAUUGCUGUUUUGUUGUUGAUGAGGCAAAGUCGUGUUAAGCAAUGAAGCCAGAGAGCUGUGUAUAAUCCUUUGUGUAUUCUGUUGGUUCUAGAGAACUUCUAUUAACAUUUAAUCAGUUCAGUUGCCAAUGAAUUUCUGAAGUUUGUGAUUGAAUUUGUUCUGUACGUAAGAGUGAUACAUGAAGAACUCAAAUGUGCUUGCAAAUAUAUUAGAAGUUGCUGUAGGUACCAGCCACUUUUUAAAGAUUCAUUUGGUACUUUGUGGUUAUUUGGUGUGUUUAUUUGUUGAGUUCCUUCUAUGGUGAUUAAA